GAGUUAGUUUCCGUCACCGCUCCCACAAUUACUGAUUUAGUCAUUGUACAAAAUGGCAUCUACUUUUUGGAGUGAAUGGUUUUGGCUCCCAGAAGGAGUAACGUGGGACGAUUUAAAAAGUGAAGAGAGUGAUAAAUAUCAACCACAAGUGAAAGAUUUAAGCAUAGUUCUAUAUCUAGCAAUUUUUGUGUUCUUAAUACGAAAAAUACUCGAACGAUUUUUGUUUACAAAGAUAGGAGAAUAUUUUUGUAUUAGAGACAGAGUUCCCAAAAAAGCACCAAAAAAUAACUUAUGUGAGGAAAGUUAUAAAAUACGUAAAUUUCCUAAAGAGGAUGCAUUACUGCAAUUAUCUAAACAAACAGAUUUGUCUGUAAGACAGAUAGAAAGAUGGUUUCGUGUUCGAAGAAAUCAAGACCGUCCCAGUAUGAUGUGUCGCUUCACAGAGGCAGCAUGGAGGUUUACCUUCUAUUUUAGUAUCUUUAUGUAUGGUUUAUGGGUUUUAUGGGAUAAAGAAUGGUUUGCAGAUUCUACUUAUUGCUGGAAAGGUUAUCCUUAUCAUUAUCUGUCCUCUGGAAUAUAUUGGUAUUAUCAAAUAGAGAUGUCCUUUUACUGGUCAUUACUGUUUUCACAGUUUUUUGAUGUAAAGAGAAAAGAUUUUUGGGAAAUGUUUUUUCACCAUCUAGCUACCAUAUUUUUACUGACUUUUUCAUGGAGUUUAAAUUUUACACGAGUUGGAACUUUAGUUUUAGUGAUACAUGAUGCAGUAGACUUUUGGUUAGAGAUUGCAAAGUGUGCAAAGUAUGCUGGAUUCCAGAAAUUAUGUGAUGCUGGUUUUGCCAUCAUGGGUAUAGUUUGGUUUGUCACAAGAUUAGUUAUAUACCCUUUCAAGGUAUUAAAGACAUCUUGGUUUGAGUGCAAGGAGAUUGUUGGAAUUUAUCCGUCAUUAUAUGUUUUUAAUGCAAUGUUGCUGGUUCUACUUAUACUGCAUGUAUACUGGUUCAAGCUGAUAGUUAUUGUAGCAUACAGAGCGAUAUUUAAAAGUCACGAGGAAAUCACAGAUAUACGGAGCUCUACAGAAGAAGAAGUUAGUGAAGAAGCAGAAGUUGACAGUAAUAACACAGCUUCCUCUAAUCAUAUAGCCAAUCAUUAUGAUGGACAAAAACCUUCCAAACUUUUGUCCAGAAAUACAACUUCAAAGGCAUCAGUUGAUGACUGUUUACCCACCGACCAAUCAUCAGCCUGUAAUCAUACUGAUAAGUGAUACUCAGUGCCUCAAUAAAGGUUGUGAAAAACCUUGUCAAUGACUUGAUGACAUCAUAUAUGAGUCUGAAUGUCAGGUUUAUAUAAUUCCAGCUGGAGAUAAAUCCAAUGACAAA
Molecule: messenger RNA, 1376 nt
Organism: Mytilus trossulus (common blue mussel)
Lineage: Eukaryota; Metazoa; Mollusca; Bivalvia; Mytilida; Mytilidae
Product: ceramide synthase 6-like
Exons: 10
Coding region: 53-1261 (402 amino acids)
Biological process (GO): ceramide biosynthetic process
Cellular component (GO): membrane
Molecular function (GO): DNA binding; sphingosine N-acyltransferase activity
Source: RefSeq, a predicted model, not a curated record